Molecule: messenger RNA, 693 nt
Organism: Closterium sp. Naga37s-1
Lineage: Eukaryota; Viridiplantae; Streptophyta; Zygnematophyceae; Desmidiales; Closteriaceae
Source: the annotation of a GenBank genome assembly
AUGCUUUUUCCGUGUUAUGUCAGGGAAGCUUUGGCCGCAAAGGAUGCAGCAGAGGCCUACCCCGACCUUGACAUCGUCGACCAUGUCGUCCGUUCCUUAGCGGAGCUCCUUGGACGGUCGGGCAACUUCCACCUACGCUUCAAAGAGCUGCAGGAGGUGCUGUGUGAAACAAACCUGGAGUUGCAGGGCAUCCACAGCGUCGACGUGACACACGUGCUGCAGAUGGUGGACAACACUAGGCUCACCCUUCGCAACCGUUACCUGAGUGACGCGGACGACUUCGGCGAUGGGAGCAACGAGCUGAGCGCCUUCUUGUCGAAGCACGCCUCGUCGGAAAAAAGGGAAGUGAAGGUGACGGGCACCGACUCGACUGGCGCCCCAACUACUCAUGAGUACACCCUCCAUGAACAGAACAUCAAGGGUCAGAUAUCUGGCCCAGGCCUGGACGACUGCAUCACACUGGCGAAGGGGUACGUGAAGGAGCUGCUGAAGCGACUGGAGAGCCGGAUGAAGGAUCUGGGCUCUCUCGACGGCGCCAAGCUGUUCACGCAGGGGGGGUACCCGAAAUCUCACUCGAAGCGGCAGCGUCGGUUUUUGCAGUGGCUGGAGGCUCUCCGCAAUCUGUUUAAGCGGAAACCGUCCGACCCUGACACCCUGCCUGGUACGUCUUCGAUUUCGGUUGUCAUUGCUUGA